AGAACCUUCUAGGCCGGAACAGAGGUUAUGUUGACACUAUGAUGUGUUUGUUUUAUACAGAACUCUCAGUAUACAACAGCGCUAGAGGAAGGAAGCUGGUCAAUUUUUGUAAAAAAAAAAAAAAAAAAAAAAAAGAGAAUCCCUGUAGUAGUAGAGUCAGAGAGCUAAUCCGAGAGAAAAGGUUUCCGAUGAGUAGUAGAAGUAGUCAGUUUAUGGAUAAACAGAUAAUGGAUCUUUCCUCCUCUCCACCUUCCACUGAUUUCAACUUUCUCGUGAAUGAUCAUAUCCACAACAAGAAAGAAGAGAUCGUUCCUAGCUAUGAUUUCCAGCCCAUUCGCUCUACCUCCGCCGCUCCAUUGUCUCACUCGCCGUCAGAUCUCCUCGGAUCUACGACUACUUCUUCUUCUACUGAGCCUAGGGUUAAUUGGUCUUCCAAGGGUUUUGGAUCUCUCGACUCUAUUGAACCUUCGAAGUUGGUUCCUGACGACAAGGCUCACUAUGUGUCUAACACCACCACCAUUUUAUCUGAGAUUGAUACCACUGUGAAGAAGCAUGUUGAUACCUUGCUUCAUGUUAUGGAAUCUGUCUGUUCACGUCUUACACAGCUUGAGACCAGAACCCUUAAUCUCCAAAACCUUGUGGAUGAUCUCAAAGUUUCUGUUGAUAACACCACUGAUGCCAAAUUCACACAGCUUACAACUAUCCUUUUAGAGGUGCAGAGUGAUGUGCAACUAUUGAAGGAUAAACAGGAUAUCCUCCAAGCUCAGCCUCAGCUUUCAAAGCAUCACGUAUCCAAAGUUGACCAGCACACCAAAACACACUCUUUACAUGGUUAUGAUCCCAAUGCUCACUCGCCUGCACCAGUUCCUCCUCUUACUUCUUUCCCACAGCCACCAUCUUCCGCUGCUUCUCCUUCCCAGCCACCUUCCUCGCAACUACUAGCUCAGCUACCUACCCAGUUUUCUCCUCAACAAGCGCCAUCUUGCCCUCCGCCAAACCAGUUUUCUCCUUACCAAGCUCCUCAAACCCCAAUGCCUCAUCAACCACCUUACCAGUCACCGGCUCAGCAACAGCCACCACCAUCACUUGGCUACAAACUCGACGAACAACCACCAUACCAUAUGCAGUCUUACCCGCCAAACCCUCCUCUUCAGCUGCCACCUGCUGGUUCUGCCCCUUCUCAGCAGUUCUACAACCCUCCUAAACCACGACCAUCAAUGUACGAUGGAGCAGAUGGUAGAUCUAAUUCAGGUUUUCCUUCCGGUUACUCGUCUGAACCUUACGCAUACACUGGUUCACCAGUGGCAUCAGCUAAACCGCCACACAUAAGUAGCAGUGGCACUGGUUACCCACAGCUCCCAAAUUCACGUCCCUUGCCACACGCUUUGCCAAUGGCUUCAGCCGUCAGCAGCGGUGGCGGUUCUAGUUCCCCGAGAUCAGAAAGCAGAGUCCCAAUCGAUGAUGUAAUCGACAGAGUGACAACCAUGGGAUUUCCAAGGGACCAAGUCAGAGCAACUGUGAGAAAACUGACUGAGAACGGCCAAGCUGUGGACCUCAACGUAGUUCUAGAUAAGUUGAUGAACGAAGGAGCAGCUCCACCUGGAGGCUGGUCUGGUGGUCGGUAGCCAUCGGUUUAGUUGAUUCUGUACAGAACUAUAUAUCAAUUAUCGAUUUUAGGAUCACCUUAGUGACCAACCAAAAUAUCUAAGAGCUUCUAAACCAUUGCGACUUCAUAUGAUUUCAGUUUGAUGCAGAGAAUGUCCGUUGCUCUGUCUUUGAAGUUUAAAAAGCUUCAUCUGAUGUUUUCGUUUUUCUUUUUUCUGACCAUUUGUAAAAAAAAUAAGCUACCAAAUCAAAUCUAGUACCGAGCAGUACGCAUCAAUAAACAAAGAACUGAUUGAAACUAUAGAAGCAAAACGUCUCCGACAUUAUUGUUACAGGAAGAAAAGAAAAAAA
Messenger RNA from Camelina sativa (false flax), 1956 nucleotides. RefSeq lists its product as uncharacterized. Lineage: Eukaryota; Viridiplantae; Streptophyta; Magnoliopsida; Brassicales; Brassicaceae. The record is from RefSeq and is a predicted model, not a curated record.